GGCCGGGCCACAAUGCUCAUGAGGAAAGUGCCCGGCUUCGUCCCGGCCUCCCCGUGGGGGCUGCGGCUGCCGCAGAAGUUCCUCUUCCUCCUCUUCCUCUCGGGCCUGGUUACCCUUUGCUUCGGGGCCCUCUUCCUGCUGCCCCACUCCUCUCGCCUCAAGCGCCUCUUCCUGGCCCCCCGGACCCAGCAGCCUGGCCUGGAAGUAGUGGCUGAAAUCGCCGGCCAUGCCCCGGCCCGCGAGCAGGAGCCGCCUCCCAACCCGGCCCCCGCCGCGCCGGCCCCGGGCGAGGAUGACCCCAGCAGCCGGGCCAGUCCCCGCCGCAGGAAAGGGGGGCUGCGGCGCACCCGCCCCACUGGACCCCGCGAGGAGGCCACGGCGGCCCGGGGCAAUAGCAUCCUGGCCUCCAGGCCCGGGGACGAGGGCGUACCUUUCCGCUUUGACUUCAACGCAUUCCGGAGCCGCCUCCGCCACCCGGUCCUGGGAACGAGGGCCGAUGAGAGUCAGGAGCCCCAGAGCCGAGUGCGAGCCCAGCGGGAGAAAAUCAAGGAGAUGAUGCAGUUUGCUUGGCAGAGCUAUAAGCGUUAUGCAAUGGGGAAAAAUGAACUCCGUCCACUAACAAAAGAUGGCUACGAGGGUAACAUGUUCGGAGCCAACCCCUCAGGAGAAGACGGAGUGGCUGGGAGAGCAGAUCUGUGCGUGAUGCCCCUGGUGAUGAAGCCUGGGGAAAACCAGAGAGGACAAGGGGACAGAGGCCUCAGCGGGGCAACGGUCAUUGACUCCCUCGACACCCUCUACCUCAUGGACCUGAAGGAGGAGUUCCAGAAGGCCAAGGCCUGGGUGGAAGAGAGCUUCCAUCUGAACGUGAGUGGAGAAGCAUCCUUGUUUGAGGUGAACAUCCGCUACAUCGGGGGACUCCUCUCAGCCUUCUACCUGACAGGAGAAGAGGUGUUCCGAAUAAAGGCCAUCAGGCUGGGAGAGAAGCUCCUGCCAGCGUUCAACACCCCCACGGGAAUCCCAAAGGGCGUGGUGAGCUUCAAAAGUGGGAGCUGGGGCUGGGCCACGGCCGGCAGCAGCAGCAUCUUGGCAGAGUUCGGAUCCCUGCACUUGGAAUUCUUACACCUCACUGAGCUCUCUGGCAACCAGGUCUUCGCUGAAAAGGUCAGGAACAUCCGCAAGGUCCUCAGGAAGAUCGAAAAGCCCUUUGGCCUCUACCCCAACUUCCUCAGCCCAGUGAGUGGGAACUGGGUGCAACACCAUGUCUCGGUUGGAGGACUCGGGGACAGUUUUUAUGAAUAUUUGAUCAAAUCCUGGUUGAUGUCGGGCAAGACAGAUAUGGAGGCUAAAAAUAUGUACUACGAAGCCUUGGAGGCGAUAGAGACCUACUUGCUGAAUGUCUCUCCUGGGGGGCUGACCUACAUUGCCGAGUGGCGAGGGGGGAUUCUGGACCACAAGAUGGGGCACCUGGCCUGUUUCUCCGGGGGCAUGAUCGCCCUUGGCGCCGAGGAUGCCAAGGAAGAAAAGAGGGCCCACUACCGAGAGCUCGCAGCCCAGAUCACCAAGACGUGUCACGAGUCAUACGCCCGCUCAGACACCAAACUCGGGCCCGAGGCCUUCUGGUUUAACUCCGGCAGAGAGGCUGUGGCCACCCAGCUGAGCGAGAGCUACUACAUCCUCCGGCCAGAGGUGGUGGAGAGCUACAUGUACCUGUGGCGACAGACCCACAACCCCAUCUACAGGGAGUGGGGCUGGGAGGUGGUGCUGGCCUUGGAGAAAUACUGUCGGACAGAAGCCGGUUUCUCCGGGAUCCAAGAUGUGUACAGUAGCACCCCCAACCAUGACAACAAGCAGCAGAGCUUCUUUCUAGCGGAGACACUAAAGUAUCUCUAUCUUCUGUUCUCUGAAGAUGACUUGCUCUCCCUGGAAGACUGGGUGUUCAACACUGAGGCCCACCCGCUCCCGGUGAACCACUCAGACAGCUCCGGCAGGAGCUGGGGCAGACACUGACCCCAUCUCCAGCCCACCGCCCUGGGGCCGCCGCAGGGAUGCCUUGCCUUUUCAGGAUUUGGGACUGUUCUCAAAGGGAUUGGGAACGAAGGCCCCAUCUGGGGCAGAUGCCCAGCAGAUGUGUCAGACAAGCAACUUCUUUUCCUCUGUGAGGAGACAAGACUUGGAGACGCAGCGAUGUCAGGCCAGAGCCGUGGCCACGCUGGCCCACACAUUCCUUUCUACAGAGAAUUUCUAUGAAGCCCACUCACUCGCCAUUCCAGGGCCAAAGGACCGGAGGUUUGCAUAUCCGCCCCUUGUAUUUGAUUUGCUUCCUUUUGGUUUCUCAGUUUUUGUUUUUGCUUGGUUUUGUCUUUUCUCUACAGUUUAGUUUUGUCACAAUUGUACACAUAAUUUUCAAAAUCAUGCACUUUCUAAAAUUGUGUCAUCCUGAUAAAACUCUGUGUUUGCACACACACAAAAUCUUGACCCCGUUAUCUAUAUUUUAAAUGCUUUUUGCCCAACACUGACCCUAUGUUCAACUAUGUGUCAUUUACCUUAUAAUUUGAGGAGGGGUUUCCCUUUGAUUGGGCCUCAGUGUUACAAAUCACUAGUGCUAUUUUCAUUAUUAUUGUAAUGGAAAAAUCUGUAAACUAGAAUAAAAGAGUUUAUUGAAUAAGAAAUAUGAUUGGGCUCAUUGCACAUCAGUGACUCCUAGAAAAACCAUUGCAAUGUUACCAUCAGAAAGAAUAAUCGGCCAGCAGUUGAUUUAAGGUAUAAUUUAGUAAACAAUUCCAACUUCUAUUACCUCCCCUGAAAUCGGUCCUGAUAUAUUCAAGAAGCGUGAGGCCAGCCCUUCAGAUGGAGUUGUUUAUUUAUACUCAGGUUGAGAUUGGGAAGAAGUCCAGGGAGGAGCAGCAACUUGCCUGAGGUCACACAGCCCGAAAAAGGCAGAGGAGAGUCUCGCCCCUGCCGUCUCCUGGCCACCCCAGUUGAGUGUCCGUCUGUUCCAUCAUUCAGCAGAUGCUUGGUAAGUGCCUGCAAUGGACCAGAUGCUGGGCUAGAGGCCAGGGACACCGCUGGGAGUGAGACAGCCAUAAGCCCUGCAGUCAAGGGAUCAAGAGGGGAGAAAGCGAUGGUAAGGGAAACUGACAAGUGAAGUGACUGCAGGUCAUAGGAAAUGCUACAAAGGAGAUAGACAGACAGCUGAGGACCUACCCUAUGGGGUCAGGGAGGGCCUCUCUGGGCAGGUGACCUUCGAGCCAAGACCCAGAAGAUAAAAAGGAGCAGCCGAAAGACUAUCUGGCAGAAGAACAAACCUCCCAUAACCCAGCCCCCUUUCCCACCCUCCCCGAUGCCCUCCCUGGGAGGGGGCCUGAAACACUGGGGCUGUUGUACAGAGCAAGGAGUUCAGGUCCUAACACUGAAGUGACAGCUCUUCCUCCUCUGACAGUUUUUUUUUUUUUUUUUUUUUUUGAGACUCAGAGUCUUGUUCAGUCGCCCAGGCUGCAGUGCAGUGGUGCGAUCUUGGCUCACUGCAACCUCCACCUCCUGGGUUCAAGCAGUUCUCCUGCCUCAGCUUCCCCAGUAGCAGGGUGCGUCACCACACCCGGCUAGUUUUUUGUAUUUUUAGUAGAGAUGAGGUUUUGCCAUGUUGCCUAGCCUGGUCUUGAACUCCUGAGCUCAGGUGAUCCGCACACCCAGCCCUUUCCUGGCACAUUUGCAGCUUGUCAACACAGCGGAAGUCACAGGAGAAUGGUGAGCCCUUCCCUGGGCUCAGCUGCCUGCGCUGUUCAUAAGCUUUAGUAGCCCCUGGGGCUCUGGGCCAGGUGACCCCGCUUUAAAUCCCUGCUGUAUGAACUUAGGCAGGUACCUCCCCUCUCUGGGCUCUUCUUUUCCAUCAAGCAGACAAAAUCUCAACCCCACAAGGUUGCUGUGAGAAGAAGUGGGAAGCUGCUGGUUCCCUGGGCACAGGAAGUGCUUGUUCCUUGUUCUGGAGACUCAAGACAUUCCCAGAAUCUUCUUAAGCAGAGCUGCUGGGGGGUAGCCCCUGUAGUAAGUCACCAUGCUCUGGACAGGCAACAUGAGAGCGUGACUCCCAUGACCCACCUGUGCUCAAAAAAAAAAAAAAAAGCAAACCAGGAAAACUGACUACACAAACAUUGUAGAAAGAUUAGAAAAUAGAAGCAGAAAGAAGAUUCAUUGGCCAUCCCACUCUCUGGGGUGAAUACUGUUAUAUUUUCUUCUAGGCCUUUUUCUAUGAAUAUAUAGAAUAUAUAUUUUGCCACCGUGGUAUCCUACUAUGCACACUGUUUUCUUAUAAUCUGCUUUUGCACUUAACUGUAUAUUGUGAACCUCUUUCCAUGUCAACAAAUAUAUGUUUAUCUCAUCGCUGUA
Messenger RNA from Symphalangus syndactylus (siamang), 4383 nucleotides. It is a transcript of the gene MAN1C1, whose product is annotated as mannosidase alpha class 1C member 1. Lineage: Eukaryota; Metazoa; Chordata; Mammalia; Primates; Hylobatidae. Gene Ontology annotation, biological process: carbohydrate metabolic process; mannose trimming involved in glycoprotein ERAD pathway. Gene Ontology annotation, molecular function: calcium ion binding; mannosyl-oligosaccharide 1,2-alpha-mannosidase activity. The record is from RefSeq and is a predicted model, not a curated record. Gene Ontology annotation, cellular component: Golgi membrane; endoplasmic reticulum; extracellular exosome.